Rattus norvegicus (Norway rat) is the source of this 7855-nucleotide messenger RNA. The record is from RefSeq and is a predicted model, not a curated record. NCBI's taxonomy places the organism in Eukaryota, Metazoa, Chordata, Mammalia, Rodentia, Muridae.
GAAGUUGGGGGCCAUGUCAAGAUGCUGGACUCUUCGACCACAAACAGUGGGUGCUGUCCUGGGAUCACUCAGGGACUUCCAGCAGGUGGUAGAUGGUGUGAGCUCACUCCGGCUGCUGGGCAGAGUGGAUGUGGAGGCAGGGAGACUACAGUUGGACCACCCAUCCUGCAGGCAGGUAAGAAGGCACGGGUUCAGGAAGGGAGAGGGUUAGAGGACGGGGCAAACCAGGUCCUCCCACUGAUCUGAGAUUGAAGAAGAUGCAGUAGUGACAAACCAGGAUGGUGCCUGGGCUCAUCGGGAAAUGAAAGACUAGGCAGGCAGUGGGCUAUACACCAUGGUGCUUGCCAGAUUUCAGAUUGGUGAUUUUUGUUGAUGCAGCUGGUGUAGUCAAGUGGGCAGUUGGUUUAGGGAAAGUGCUUUUAGGAGGGCAGGUAGGAAGUAUUAAAACCAUGGUCCUGGAAAUGUCACUGUUCAGAGGAGACUACUGUCACCUUGAGAGGAACCUAGGACAUGGUGAAGACAAGAUGGCCGGGACCACCAACCUUGCUGUGGUAAGGACAGGAGAUGGAAUGGCAGUCAUUGCCUCUGGUGUAGCUGGUGAACUUGUAGAGCGGAAGAGUAGGCUAGCCCGCAAGCCUCACACAGCCAGCCGGAGCCUGGGAAGGAGGUCCCCUCAGCCUUCUAGCAUCCGCCCUCAUCUGGGUAUCUGGAUCCCUGGGAAAUGGUACAACCGAAGUCUGCCUUGGUGUCUCAGGUUCCUAUAAAUUGUGUCACUGCUCCCAUCCCCAGUCAGGGGUCUUAUCCAUUCUAGAAUGUCAUCUAUGCCCUCUGGCCCUGCUCACAUUCAUGUACAAUUCUGGGCACCUCUACUGGGUGCUGCCUAUGUUCAGUUACUGGACACGUAAGUAAGGCUCGCACAGCUCCUAUCUGUAGCCAAGGCUUUGUGCACCUAACAGGAGCUUCUUAGUGGCUGCCUGUCUGUAGCUUUGCAUAGGUUGAGUGAGGUUAGAAAACUGAGGCCAGGGGGGCAGUGGAGAGACUCGGGAGGGGCGUCUGGGGCUAGGUUUUGGGAACCGGAACCAGAAGUUUGCCCAGUAAACCAAAGUUUCACCCAUCCCACAACUGCCUGUCCAUGUGGGUCUUGUGUAUGUCUUCUCAGGGAAGCCAUGGGUCAUUCAGUCUGUCUCCCUCCCUCCUAACCCCGCCUUUAAAAAAAAAAAAAACAAAAACAAGGUCUCAUGUCAUCCAGAUUGGCUUGGAACUUACUGUGUAGUUGAAGAGGACCUUGAAUUCCUGCUCCCCUUGUUGCCAUCUCCCAAAUGGUGGGUCACAUGUGUACGCAGUGCUGGGCGUUGCCGACUCUCACUGCGUGUGAGGCAAGCACUCGAUGGAUGGAGUGGUCUCCCAUCCCGGCCUGCCCUUUGGCUUACUUUAUUGGUUGUCAUGUUCAUGUUCAGUCACAGAGACACAAUGGAGUGCCCUGCCCCACACUUGCCAUCUGGCCCUAGGCUAGACUCUCCCACCUGGCUCUAGCAACCCAGUCUUAGCUUGGUGCCUAAAGGGUCCCACAAAUCGGGUCAGCAGUACCACCCCCAUACAGCAUCGUACACGUUUUUGUGUAAGAGAUACAUACAGGUGCGAUUGUCCAUUUCAGAGGGGCUGAGUCACCCACUAUCCAAGCUGGGUCCUUACCAACUCGACGUUCAAGUUGGUAUUCAAAAGGGAACCUGAACAUGUGCAAGUCAAAGACAUAGAGCAGCACAGGGACAGCGUAGGUUGUACAGGGAUAGUGUAGGUUGUUCACACUGAAGCAUCUUACUGGCAAAGGGCAUUAUUGGCCAGCUUCCCUUGGGGUGAGUGGGGGACGCCACGAGCCUUACAACCCAAAGGACUAUUCCGUAACUACAACUAGGAGGGUGUAAGAGCCACCAGAAAGGUAUAGUGUCCUGUUCUAAGUCAGAGGAGCUCUGGGGCUGGUAGAGCGGUGGCUAGGCAGUGGGGUGCCCUGGGCACCUCUUGGAAGCCAGCUCUGUAAGAUUUAGGGCUGUGAGGACAGGCUGGACCCCUGGGUCUCAAAUAGGCUUCAUCAUAGGGAGCCCACAGGCCCAUGGCUAGCCCUCUUAACUCAGGAAGCUGGGGAGCGAAGGCUCAAGUGUGGCUUCUGACAGCCUGGCUGCAGUCAGCAUUACUCAGUGAAGGCUCCAUGCUGUGCUUGACCCUCACUUCCUGUGCAUGGCCAUCUCAGCCUGUAUCUUGGCUGAAGGAGUGAAAGAGGAAGUGAGGGAAGCUGGGACUGCUGUGGGGAGGGAUGCAAGGACAAGGGAACCAAGGCAGCAAGGCAGUGUGGAAGUGCAUGUGAGUACCUGGAGCAGGAUUGCUUGGACCAUUAGCAGAACCCAGCCCAGGCCAGGCCAGGGUAUGGAGUGUGGUGUGUGCUCCAGGUCACAGCCUAAGCAAGGUGUGGCUGGAGACCAACACUUUGAGAGGCUGUGUACUGCAGAAAGACAGACGUCAGAGUCAGGCUGGCCUCCAGGGUCACAGGGCCACCAAAUGUGGCUGUGCUAUGUGCCUAGCCAACAUGGGCAAGUAGGGCUAAUGGGCGAAGUGCUUCUGCCCUGGGAAGCUGCCCAAGACCCAACCCCUAGGAAGAAGCUGCCACCCUGCCAGGGCUGCGCAGUUCUCCUGGGUCACCUCCCAGGUCAGGGCUCAUACUUCUAAGAAAAUGGCUUGGGCGAGGUCAGAAGAACACUCCCCCCCGCCCCCGUCUUCCCAGUGCACGUGCCUACCCUCCAGCUUCCCUGCCUCUUUUCUUCCUUCCCUACAGCUGGUAUCUGUGAACACGGAGUUGCAAGUCCCUUUCUUCGGCAAGUGUCUCUUGGUUCUGCCCAGGAGAUCUAGACCAUGGUGACUAGGGGAGAGUGGGUGGCAGUAGAGGUCAGCCCUUGGCCAGUUCUAUCCCCUCCUAGGUAGUGACAUCCUCCCUCCUUUGUAACUCACAUGCUCCAUCUUAUCCUGGGGUGGCCAGGAGGAAGGGAACUGAGGUUUACAAUACCGAUGCCUGAGGCUUAGGGCACCUUAUCCAUGAGAUGGCCCAGAACCCUAUUCCAGGGUGGUAAAGAAAUGUAGCACAUGGCAGCUUGGAAGAAGAGUGAGACACUUCAGGCCUGACAUGAUGUCAUCCCAUGAUGUCACCCUGCCACCUCAAAGCACCCCAAAGUAAGACUAGGGUAAGAACACCAUGGGUUUUAAAUGGAUGAAGUGUGUCAUCCCUGAUACUUCGUUCAUGAGUGAGUUUGGGAGGGAGAGAAGACAAGAACACGCUCCCUGCCCUCAACGGAGCUAAGAGUUAAUAGAAGGCUCCUGACCAGAGCCCAGAGCCCUUCUCACCUUUGCCCCACUAACCUGGUCUGGUCUGGUCUGGCCCCACUCAGUCCUGUUGUUUGGUGGACUGGCUUCUUGGUCCAUGCCUAGAGGACAUGGAUACACAGACACAUCCUGUGGCCAUGUAGAAUCCUUAGACCACUGCAAACCCUUCAGUCUGAGAGGAAGGGUAAGGACUGAGGCUGUCCUGUGGCCCGCACCUAGCAAGUAUCUACUGAGCCUAGAGUGUGUACCUGACACCUCACCAGACCUGCCCUCCAGGAGCAUCCGGUCUAGAUGGGAGUCAGGAAGGGAAAAAUACAGAUGAUGAGGGGGAUGUACUCCACCCAGCUUUGUAGUCAGGAAGUGUAGGGCAUUUCUUUUUUUCUUUUUUCUUUUUUUUCUCAGAGCUGGGGACCGAACCCAGGGCCUUGCACUUGCUAGGUAAGCGCUCUACCACUGAGCUAAAUCCCCAACCCCAGGGUAGGGCAUUUCUGAUGGAUGGGUCAGGAGGGCUUCCUGGAGGAAGGUUUCUCUGAGCACUGUUGGGGCCCAGUACCCACCCUUGGGAGGCAAGGCCCAGCAAACAGUAAACAUACAAGGCUGAGUCUCCCCCUUGCAGAGUCCUGGAGGGUUUUUGAGUGAGGAAAGAAAGGAUGGUGGUGUCCCUUACUGUCUCAUGGCCACAGGAGAGGUCAGAGGGGGAGAGGGGAGACUGAGGCUGGCAGUCAAGGUGGUGUAGUUAAUGCAGGAACUGGACCAGGGUUUGGCAAUAAGGAGACAGAGGUGUGUGCAGACACCAGUGGAGCUGGGGGCAUCCGAGGACACUCCCAGAGAAGAUGCCUCGUGGGACCCAGGAACUCAGCCAUGCUGUCUGAGUCCCAGACCUUACAGUCAGACUGCACUUAGGGUUAGCCACAGGGCCAAGAGGCCAGACUGAGGAGGGUGCUCUGGCCUCUGGACCAGUCCCCAUGUCAUUUCAGUACCAGCUAGUAGCCACACCCCCCAGCCUGAGAACCUGCAGCUACCCUUGGGGUCAGAAUCUUCCAGGGCAGUUGUCACUAGGGACCUCCAUGUUCAGUCAAAGUCACUCCCAAAUGACUCCCAAUCCUGCGUCCAAACUAGUGGUACCCAUUGCUGUCUUCCUGCGCAUCCUUCCAGCCAGCACCAAUCCCUGAACCAACCGCCCUGGCCCUGGGCUUGCAGAAGCCUCCCAGAUGCGGUGUGGAGGCGGAGCCUGUGUCUGUGUGGAAUCAGGUGUCCAUUCUUGGGGCCCUUCGGGAGCCCCUUCCAUCUUCUCAUUUGGCACCCUGAGUGUGGCGCUGGCCCUUUAAAGCAGAUCGGGGUCUGGCGUUGAGGGAAAAAAAUUACCAGAUUUCUGCUGUCUGCUUACAUGCCUGGCCUUGGGAGGGAAGGGGGGGUCACUCCAGCCCCCAAUAGGGGCAUUGGAAGGGCAGGUGGAGCCAGUAGCAUUGAUUGCAGUAACCUGAUCCCGCGGGGGAGGCGACGACAUCGUUGCGCAUCGGGCUGCCAAGGAAGGAAGCUGCCCGCAUCUGAGGGUUGGGCCAGGAAGAGUUGGGGCUGGGGCCUGGGUCGGCAGCUGCGGCCUCCUCUCUGGCCCAUCUAUUUUUAAUGAGCUCCCCGGGCUUCUGCAGCCGGCAGAAUGCAGAAAGGCAGGCCCAGUCUGUGGAGGCCAGAAGUCCCAGCCCUGCCUUGAGCUCUGGCCCCCCUACCCUUCUGGGCAUGAAAGGGCAGCUCUGGAGCCCCGCAGCCCCCUGGCCGGGCAGGGCUCUCCAUGCAGCUGGUACUGAAGAUGGAUUCGAGCCCAGACAAUGACAGCUGGUUGGAGGAUCAGUGGGAACGCUGGCUCACCCAUGAUAUCAGCCUGGAGGAGUUUGAGGAUGAAGACCUUUCGGAGAUCACUGAUGAGUGUGGCAUCAGCCUGCAGUGCAAAGACACCUUGUCUCUCCGGAUGGACCUGAUCGACGCGGCAAGUGACACUCCGGGCGCCGAGGACGACGAAGAGGACGACGACGAGCUCGCUGCCCAACGGCCAGGAGUGGGGCCUUCCAAAGCCGAGUCUGGCCAGGAGCCGGCGUCUCGCAGCCAGGGUCAGGGCCAGGGCCCCGGCACAGGCAGCGGAGACACCUACCGGCCCAAGAGGCCUACCACGCUCAACCUUUUCCCGCAGGUGCCGCGGUCUCAGGACACGCUGAAUAAUAACUCUUUAGGCAAAAAGCACAGUUGGCAGGACCGUGUGUCUCGAUCAUCCUCCCCUCUGAAGACAGGGGAGCAGACGCCUCCACAUGAACAUAUCUGCCUGAGUGAUGAGCUGCCGCCCCAGGGCAGUCCUGUUCCCACCCAGGAUCGUGGCACUUCCACCGACAGCCCUUGUCGCCGUACUGCAGCCACCCAGAUGGCACCUCCAAGUGGUCCCCCUGCCACUGCACCUGGUGGCCGGGGCCACUCCCAUCGAGAUCGAAUCCACUAUCAGGCAGAUGUGCGGCUCGAGGCGACUGAGGAGAUCUACCUGACCCCAGUGCAGAGGCCCCCAGACCCUGCAGAACCCACCUCCACCUUCUUGCCACCCACUGAGAGCCGGAUGUCUGUCAGCUCGGAUCCUGACCCUGCCGCUUACUCUGUAACUGCAGGGCGACCGCACCCUUCCAUCAGUGAAGAGGAUGAGGGCUUCGACUGUCUGUCAUCCCCAGAGCAAGCUGAGCCACCAGGUGGAGGGUGGCGGGGAAGCCUCGGGGAGCCACCACCGCCUCCACGGGCCUCACUGAGCUCGGACACCAGCGCACUGUCCUACGACUCUGUCAAGUACACACUGGUGGUGGAUGAGCAUGCCCAGCUUGAGUUGGUGAGCCUGCGGCCAUGUUUUGGAGAUUACAGUGACGAAAGCGACUCUGCCACUGUCUAUGACAACUGUGCCUCUGCCUCCUCGCCCUACGAGUCAGCCAUUGGUGAGGAAUAUGAGGAGGCCCCUCAACCCCGGCCUCCCACCUGCCUGUCAGAGGACUCCACACCGGAUGAGCCUGACGUCCACUUCUCUAAGAAGUUUCUGAAUGUCUUCAUGAGUGGCCGCUCUCGUUCCUCCAGUGCCGAGUCCUUUGGGCUGUUCUCCUGUGUCAUCAAUGGGGAGGAGCAUGAGCAAACCCAUCGGGCUAUAUUCAGGUUUGUGCCUCGGCAUGAAGAUGAACUUGAGCUGGAAGUGGACGACCCUCUGCUGGUGGAGCUGCAGGCAGAAGACUAUUGGUAUGAGGCCUAUAACAUGCGCACUGGAGCCCGUGGUGUCUUUCCUGCCUACUAUGCCAUUGAGGUCACCAAGGAGCCUGAGCACAUGGCAGCCCUUGCCAAAAACAGCGACUGGAUUGACCAGUUCCGGGUGAAGUUCCUGGGCUCUGUCCAGGUUCCUUAUCACAAGGGCAAUGAUGUCCUCUGUGCUGCUAUGCAAAAGAUCGCCACCACCCGCCGGCUCACCGUGCACUUUAACCCGCCCUCCAGCUGUGUCCUUGAAAUCAGCGUUAGGGGUGUCAAGAUAGGUGUCAAAGCUGAUGAAGCUCAGGAGGCCAAGGGAAAUAAAUGUAGCCACUUUUUCCAGCUAAAAAACAUCUCUUUCUGUGGGUACCAUCCAAAGAACAACAAGUACUUUGGGUUUAUCACUAAGCACCCUGCUGACCACCGGUUUGCCUGCCAUGUCUUUGUGUCUGAAGAUUCCACCAAAGCCCUGGCAGAGUCUGUGGGGCGUGCAUUUCAGCAGUUCUACAAGCAAUUUGUGGAAUAUACCUGUCCUACAGAAGAUAUCUACUUGGAGUAGCAGCAACCCCCCUCUCUGCAGCCCCUCAGCCCCAGGCCAGUACUAGGACAGCUGACUGCUGACAGGAUGUUGUACUGCCACGAGAGAAUGGGGGAGUGAGGGCUGUUGGGGUUGGGGGGCAGGGGUUUGGGGAGAGGCAGAUGCAGUUUAUUGUAAUAUAUGGGGUUAGAUUAAUCUAUGGAGGACAGUACAGGCUCUCUCGGGGCUGGGGAAGGGCAGGGCUGGGGUGGGGGUCAGGCAUCUGGCCACAAAGGGAUCCCCUAGGGACAGAGGCGCUGCACCAUCCUGGGCCUUGUUUCAUACUAGAGGCCCUGGCUUUCUGGCUCUUGGGUCCUGCCUUGACAAAGCCCAUGCCACCUGGAAGUGUCACCUUCCCUUGUCCACCUCACCCAGAGCCCUGAGCUCAUGCUGAGCCCAAGCACCUCCGAAGGACUUUCCAGUAAGGAAAUGGCAACAUGUGACAGUGAGGACCCUGUUCUCAUCUGUGGGGCCUCCGGCAGCUCCGACCUCCAGCCUGGCCAGCACGCUGACCCUGGCAAGCUUGUGUGUUCAAAGAAGGAGAGGGCCACAGCAAGCCCUGCCUGCCAGGGAAGGUUCCCUCUCAGCUGGCCCCAGCCAACUGGUCACUGUCUUGUCACCUGGCUACUACUAUUAAAGUGCCAUUUCUUGUCUGGA